This is a messenger RNA of Ylistrum balloti, 527 nucleotides long. Its product is annotated as hepatic lectin-like. The coding region runs from base 1 to 498 and encodes 165 amino acids. NCBI's taxonomy places the organism in Eukaryota, Metazoa, Mollusca, Bivalvia, Pectinida, Pectinidae. The record is from RefSeq and is a predicted model, not a curated record. The transcript is spliced from 5 exons.
AUGUAUAUAAAAGAAUGUGUUCUCCUGUUUGUUAUCUUUGGUGUCGUUUCAAUACACUCUGAGUGUGAACAUGGGUGGGUGCAGUUCAAGGAGAACUGCCUCCAUUUCAACGGUGCGAGAACCAACUGGAAUCAAGCGGAGAUAGAGUGUAAAAAGUUACACGGAUGGCUCGCUUCUGACGAUUCACAGGAAAAGCACGACUUCCUUUUUACAAUUGCGAACGUCCUAAAAACGAUCAGAAUCUACCCAUUUUACGUCGGUGCGACCGACUUCAUCUUUGAAGGGCAGUACCGUUGGGUAGAGACCGGACAAUACGUGGGACCCUUCACAAAGUGGGAUAUUGGAAACCCUAACGGAAACUGGACUGACAAUUGUCUAAUGCUAAACUGGACUGCUACGGAGGACGAGCUUGUCUGGCAGGAUGAACGGUGCAGCAACAGCCACUAUUUCAUUUGUGAAAAAUUAAGCAACGCAACCACACCAGUUGUCGGCAAGUAAAGCGAAAUCUUUUCAUUUACAAAUCACUG